AUGGCCAUGCUCCGAAUUGGGCCUGGUGCUCUCUUCGUGCUUUUGCUGCUUGGUUUUGGUCCAUUAUUGGUCGUUGCUGGAAUCGUUAACCGCACUAUUGACGAUACUUUUGGCGAUUCACAGACAGGCCUGCUUGCAUCCUAUCGACCGACUACUGUAGGCGUCUGGAAGGACGAAACAUGUCUUGACUGUGCGAUCAAUCCCGAUGUAUCACAGACUUUCAAAAGGACUUAUACUGCAGCAACAUAUGCGCCGUCUCUCGGCAGCAUAUCCAUCACAAUGAAGUUCAACGGAACAGCCAUCUAUGUCUUCUUCGUGCUGGCGAACAACCAAGGAGAUGGCAUCACCACUUUGACCAUGGCUAACUUCACGCUGGACGGAAAUUCGCCACAGUUGUUCCAACAUGCUCCCGACCUAACGACAACAAGCUUUGAUUUUAAUCAACUAGUCUUCUCGCAGACAAACCUCAUCAAUGCAGAGCACACGCUGGUAAUAUCAACCUCGGGUGUGAACACCAACGUUUACGUCAAUUUUGACUAUGCUAUUUAUACACACGAUGACGAUGCUCCCUUACUUCCACUUCCACCCCCUGGCAGCUCUUCCACAUCCUCUUCCACAUCCUCUUCCACAUCCUCAUCGUCAUCACAGACAAAGGGAGCGACAGCAUCACCAACUCCAUUACAAAAUCCAUCCGACAAUUCACCCUCUGCGGAAAAAACAGGCACGUCGACGGGUGUCAUUGCGGGGGGUGUUGCAGGCGGCCUGGCAGUAUUAGCCAUUCUUGCUACUGUCAUCUUCUGCUGGAUUCGUAGGAAAAGGCGAGGGCAGCAGGCCAGUCGAUUAGAGGCUGAUGGAUACACACCUCCGUUAAUGGAAGAACUCGGGUCUCCCGUUGGUAUCCAACAUCGAUCACCUGGCUUUGUGCAGCCGUUUUUGGAUUCAUACAACUCUCGAAGUAGGAGCGAACUUGGCCCAUCGACAACAGCACCCUCCGUCGCUUACACGCACCCACUUUCGUCUUCGUCACAAUCUGACUCUCCCUACGACGCAUACGUCAGUAUUGCUGGUAGCAAGAGCAGUAGCGACGCUGCUCCGUCACGAUCUGGACAACAAUACGCCUCGGGAAGCGACAACAGCCGCCGGAUGUUGCACUUUGUUACCGCCCCCGACCUACCCGCAUCGCCGACCACACCGCACCCAGGCGCUGUCACAGCCACAACCUCUGUGCGCGACAGCGGGAACAUUGAAGACAUACGGCGCGCACGUCAGAACGAAUUGGACGCUCGUCUGCGCACUGUGCAAGAGGAAAUGGCGUUUUUAGCAUCUGACAUGUCUGGGGAGAAGUCUGGUCGCCAUAGGUCUGUGAGGAGACGGCGGACACUUGGGCAGCAGUCACAGGGCGCCGAGCCUGGCGCAGGGGUGGUUGAGGUUGAAGAGGAGAUGAGUGUGGCGGAGAUGAAGGAUCAAUUGCGGUUCCUGAGGGAUCAGGUUGAGUAUCUGAGGGAGCAGCAACGAUCAGCGUGGGCACAGGGCUUGUCGGACGACCCACCCCCAGGUUAUACCCCUGCAUCAACAUGA
Psilocybe cubensis is the source of this 1578-nucleotide messenger RNA. RefSeq lists its product as uncharacterized. Bases 1 to 1578 code for a protein of 525 amino acids. The record is from RefSeq and is a predicted model, not a curated record. The transcript is spliced from 2 exons. NCBI's taxonomy places the organism in Eukaryota, Fungi, Basidiomycota, Agaricomycetes, Agaricales, Agrocybaceae.